GAAGAAACAUGAUCAGAUCCGACAUUAGUAAAAUUGGAUAAUCCAGCUGUCUCUAAUUCUGCAAUACACAGUUUUUUUACACUACAAAACAAACUUGUGUACAAAACAAAUUGUCUCCUAUUUUUCAAACUGAACAUGAUUCACAAGAUCAACAGAGAUACAUGAAAUAUACAUAGUUCAACUGAAGUAAAUUCAAGGUUCCAGUAACAAGAUCAUAUUAGACGAAGACAAUGAUUGGAGGUGCCAGGAUGAAAUUUCUCAUACAAGAUCUGCGGAGGAACAAAGUUGCCUUGCUUCUCGUGAUGACCCAGGAUCAGUUUAUAUCCGGCAACUGCGGGAUGCUGUGGAGACCGCAGAAUGUGAGCUAGUGGACAAUAUCGAUUACGCUGACUAUGAUGUGAAGGAUGGAGAGAUCUUCGACUUCAUCAUUGUGGGAGCAGGGUCGGCCGGGGCAGUGAUGGCCAACAGGCUAACGGAGAAUCCAGACUGGAAUGUUUUACUGCUGGAGGCUGGAGGGAAUCCGACUGUGACUACUGAGGUACCAGGGCUUGCCGCUGCAGUGGUUCGGACAGAUCUCGACUGGCAGUACCAAACGGAACCAGAUCCCUCCAACUGUCAGGGCAGUGCUAACAAGAGUUGCUACUGGCCAAGAGGAAAGAUGUUGGGAGGGUCCAGCUCAAUCAAUGCCAUGCUAUACGUCAGAGGAAACCCGAAGGAUUUUGAUGAUUGGGAAAACAUGGGCAAUCCUGGAUGGAGCUACAAAGACAUGUUACCUUACUUCCAAAAGUCAGAGGAUUUAAGGUCUGAAACAGUGUUGAAAAAUAGGCAGGUUUUCAGAUAUCACAAUAAGGGAGGGUAUUUAAAAAUUGAGUCUUUCAAGAGGAACAUUAAUUUCUUCACUGAUUUGUUCUCAAAAGGGUUUCACGAGCUGAGCUAUCAGUCCUUUAGCGAUGUAAAUGCUGAACACCAUGAGGGAUUCUUUCUUCUGCAAGGAACACUAGAAAAUGCGAGGAGAUGCAGUACAGCAAAAGCCUUUUUACGCGAUUUCCAAAAAAGACCUAAUCUUAAAAUUUCAACAAACUCAUUAGUGCUCAAGGUCUUAAUAAAUGAUAAAAAUACUGCUUAUGGAGUCGAGUUUUCAAAAAAAGGGAAAAUCUUGAGAACUUUGGCCACAAAAGAAGUCAUUCUUUCAGCAGGAAGUAUCAAUUCACCACAAUUAUUAAUGCUAUCUGGCAUUGGGCCUCGAAGACAUCUUAAUAAAUUGGGGAUUAAAGUUGUACAAAACUCGAAAGUUGGGUACAACCUUCAAGAUCACACAAUUAUGAGAGGUUUCAUAGUGACAUUGGAUAUCCAUACUUCAACCCCAGACCCAAUAGAAAGUAUGUUUCAGUUUUUGAUAAAUUCAAGAGGAGAAUUUUCUGGUCCAAAUUUUCUUAGCAUAGCGGGAUUCAUUAAAACUUCUCAAGCUAAAAGUCACAAUAUUCAAUUCUAUUUUACCUCUCAAGCCGCUAAUUCUUCAACCAUUCUCCAACGGGGCUUGAGGACUUUUGGUUAUGAUGAGGUAAUUGUUCGAUCACUGGUGAAAAUAAAUGCAAACAAUUUUGUAAUAUCCAUUACUCCAUCUUUGGUGCAACCAAAGAGCCGUGGAAGGAUUUUGCUCAAGAGCACAAAUCCUUUCGACCACCCCCUUAUAUACCCCAGAUACUUUUCUGAGGAGCAAGAUAUCGUUGAAAACUUGGAAGCCAUAGAAUUUGCAAAUAAACUGGUCAACACAGAUGCCCUAAAACGUUUUAAUGCCAGAGUUCAACGAAUUGACAUUCCUGAAUGUAACGUUUUCCAGUUUCAGUCGGAACCGUACUGGAGGUGUGUGAUCAAGUAUAUGUCAGUGACAGUCUACCAUCCUGUAGGGACUUGUCGGAUGGGACCUAGAGGAGAUAGAGACUCUGUUGUGGAUCCACAGCUGCGAGUGAUCGGAAUCUCCAGCCUGAGAGUGGUGGAUGGCUCAGUCAUGCCCAAAAUUACAAGCGGAAACACAAACGCUCCCAUAAUCGCUGUUGCGGAAAAAGCUUCGGACUUGAUCAAAAAUCACUGGGGAUUUUGUUAAGUGCGGAGAAGUAAAAUAUGGAAUCCAAAA
Messenger RNA from Homalodisca vitripennis (glassy-winged sharpshooter), 2134 nucleotides. RefSeq names its product glucose dehydrogenase [FAD, quinone]-like. The record is from RefSeq and is a predicted model, not a curated record. The coding region runs from base 458 to 2104 and encodes 548 amino acids. Lineage: Eukaryota; Metazoa; Arthropoda; Insecta; Hemiptera; Cicadellidae. Gene Ontology annotation, molecular function: flavin adenine dinucleotide binding; oxidoreductase activity, acting on CH-OH group of donors. The transcript has 2 exons.